AUGGCAACACAUAGACGAGUUCCGAGUGCCUCCCCCACCCCCGACAAGGUGUUCCUCGAAGCGUGCGAUGUGUACUUUCAACACUGUCACAAUAAACCAUAUGGCUUCUUCAGCGCGAAACUCUUCAAACUAAAGGUCUCGCAAAACAAAAUUCCUUUACACCUUCGCUUGGCUUUAAUCGCUUGUGCCACUCGUUAUUCAUCUCGAUCACAAUGGAAAGAGAGAAAACAAAGCACGAUCGAUGGGUACGCGCGGGGUGCCUGGGAGCUUAUCAUGUCGUCACCCGAUGGCCUAGAUGGCAAUGAAGAUGUCUCGUUGAUUCAAACUCUGGCAAUUCUUGGGGUUAUCGAUGCGACUGCUGGCCGACGGAGAGGCGCAUGGGUCAAGAUUGGAAUGGCCGUUCGAAUCAGCCAAGAUUUGAAUAUGAUGGCGGAACCUUGCUCUCAACUGUCUGUUUUAGAGCAAGAUGAGCGAAGGAAUCUCUUCUGGUCACUUUACCUCCUCGAUCGGUUUGUGUGCUGCUCAUUCGACCGACCACCCGCGAUCAAGGACUCAGACUGUCUUCUCAAUCUUCCUACCAACCAUGGCUCAUCAAAAUCAGCAACGCCUCUUACAUUACGCCAGCUUCGUUCUCAGAGUUCCCACGAUAUGUCCCACCAAUCCGGAAUGUUUGGUAUCAGUAUCGGUCUUGCUUCUGUAUUGGGACGCGCAGUGAAAUGUAUGAUGACCAAGACGCCAAACUCCCACUCACCAUGGCAGAAUGAUUCGGAGUUCUCGGCUAUAUACUCAGAUCUUGAAAACCUCAAGGAGCUGGCCGUUAGGAAUUCCCCUGUGCUAGCGGAGCCAGGCCAGCCUCGCUCACAAAGCGAUAUGCAAGAUACCGACCGCGAGCAAACGGCGCACAUGGUCUUAUCGCACACUGUUUACCACCUUGCACAUUGCAUCCUGAGCCACCCGUUCCUGCUAGCUCUGAAGUUACAGAGUUUCCAAUAUUCUGAGAUUCCGCCGGCUUGGCUAGAAGAGACGCGAGCAACAUGUCUUGUACAUGCCGGAUCGUUAGUCACAGUCCUAGUUGAAGCAAAGGCAGCCGGAUAUAUGCCUGUUCCAUCGGUUUAUAGUUAUUGCAUUCUGCUUGCGAGCACUAUACACGCAUUUUAUCUUUAUAGUGACAGCUCGGCAAUAAGUGCAAGCUCGGCUGAGUAUCUACGCACUGCCCUGGACUACCUGGGCGAAAUUUCCGAGCUCUGGGGUAAUGCCCAGAUGAUGGCAAAUGCCUUGAAGUCUUUCAUUAUCCAAUGCUCACGAUACAGCGAUAUUCUCCUCUGCCACAAGCCACGUCUCCAUGAACUUACCCAAACGGAAACCACCAUAUUGACAGCAGUCGUGGACUACUGGACUAUGAUGGAUCCGCGGAAUCCAGUGUUUGAUUUGGCGCCAUUCAAUGCAGACAAUUUUCCCGAUUUUUCCGAUACAGAAUUCGGCUACCUAACACCGCCAACGUCAUCUGCGCUUGGGGGGGAUCUCUUCGACUGGUGCAUAAAUAAGGAGGGCCAUUCCAUUGACCCCGACAUCCUACUUCAAUACCCUGUUUCAAUGAUGUCUCCUAUUCCAUCAGAAGAUAGCGGCUCUCCUCGAUGGGACUGGGACCAUGAGCUUGACUCUUUUACGGAAAGAAAAUGA
Molecule: messenger RNA, 1680 nt
Organism: Penicillium waksmanii
Lineage: Eukaryota; Fungi; Ascomycota; Eurotiomycetes; Eurotiales; Aspergillaceae
Product: fungal specific transcription factor domain-containing protein
Exons: 5
Coding region: 1-1680 (559 amino acids)
Biological process (GO): DNA-templated transcription
Cellular component (GO): nucleus
Molecular function (GO): DNA binding; zinc ion binding
Source: RefSeq, a predicted model, not a curated record